AUGGGUAACUUUCUUCCCCCCUGAAUAUUUGCUUUCAAAUCUCACCAGCCCUGAAACUUCUCCAAUUAGGUCGGAUUUCAAUGUCUCCUGACUCAGAUUUUGAUGGGAAUGGUUGAAGUUUUUUGGGGAUACGGGGUUUCUGGUUCUUGUUUAUAGGUAUCAAGUCCGUGUCCGCUCUUGAAUUAUUCAAAGGAGCCAUGAGUUCCAUGAACUACUCCUGCUCUGUUUCCCCCGGUUUCUUUGCUUCCAACUGAAUUUACUGAUUGAUUUAAAGCCCAUGGUGACUGGCCUGGCGUUUACAUCCUUUAAUCGCGGUCCUCUUUCGAACAGUGAUCAUGGGUGCUUUCACCCAAUUCCUGUACAAAAAACUCGUUCUCCUAGUGGGAUCCUCUCUAUUCUCUGUGUCCAGACUUCUGCUUCCUCUGUUCAGCUUCAUCAGCCCUUUUCUCUUCAGGUUGCAUGGCAAUGGCAGCCCUUUGAGGCAAAAAUUUGAGAUGAAUUCAGCCGAGAUUAUCGACCAGAAGGAUUUCAAACAUGUGCCGUCAGAGCCUACAUUAGAGCCCCAAACAGACCCGGAGCCGGAGUUGAACGAUGUUGGAUUUAAGGAGCUAGAGACUGGAUCACAUUUCGAGCCGGAGAAGAAAGCAAAAACGGACGAGGUUGGGUUCACGGAAUCCGAGGCUGAUUGUGAGGGAGAAAAUUUUGACACCUCUUUCACUUUCAGAUUCCCUACUUUUGAAGAAUACAUCAGUAACAGUAAGAAAGAAAGCGCUGAACUUUUCAACUCUGACCAGGUCUCAUCUACGAGUUCUAGUAAGUCCGAUUUUUUCAUGUCCUCCGAGAGCUUUAACGUCGAAGAAAUUGAUGCUGCUUCACAUAAGCAUUUCACCGUGGAAGCUGCAGAAACUUUUGAAGUGCAAUCAAAGAAGAAGCCAGUUGACGAUGGUCCGCGUGAUGAAGAAAAAUCUGAGGAAAAUGAGGCCACCAGUUGUAUACCACAGGAGACCGGCGAUUAUGAUUUUCGCAAUGAGAUUCGUUUUGAUUACACUGAGAGAGACUGCGUGAUCGUAAGUGAUGGCCAUUCAGAGUCGAUCAAUUCUGAGCCCGAUCAAGUUUCAGUCACGAGUGACUCGUACAACGAUGGCUUUCUGUCCGACGAAGAUUUUGGACAAGAAUACAGCAGUGUUGUUGAUCUCGAAGCCUCGAUGGAUGUCAAUGGCGAGAAAGUCAAAACCACACGCGGUGAAACGGCAGACUUUGGGGACAAAGAUGGGGAAUCCGACGAUUUUGGUGAAGAAGAUAGUGACAUAUUGGGCGAACUUUCGAAGCUAGAGGGAGAAUUACUUGAACAGGAUCUGGAACGUAAUCCAGAUGCAGUGGCGUCGCGAUUUUUAUCCGAGGAUGAUUUUCGUGAAGAUUCAAUGGGGGCCGAGGCCGACCAAGAUGAUAAGCCAUUGAAUGGUUCUUAUGACUCUGAAAAGGCGACGUCCAAGGAUACGUGUGACUUUGAGGAUCCAAACAAGUUGGAGACAUUGUGGGAACAUCAAGAUUUGAUUGAGCAGUUGAAGAUGGAGCUUAGAAAGGUCAGGGCGACUGGUCUGCCCACUAUUCUAGAGGAUUCUGAGUUUCCCAAAAUUACGGAAGACUUGAAGCCCUGGAAAAUUGACGAGAAGUUCCAGCGUGAAGAUUGCAUGGGCGAGCUCCACAAGUUCUACAAGAGUUACAGGGAGAGGAUGCGGAAAUUUGAUAUCUUCAAUUACCAGAAGAUGUAUGCAAUAGGUUUUCUCCAGCUGAAAGAUCCGCUUGAACCAAUCUCAAGUCCGAAAACUUCAGGUCCAAUACUCAAAUCCCUUCUUUCACAAAAUUUUUGGCAACUCAAACAUAAAAGCAGUGAGAAUGAGCCAAUGAUAAAGUUUGUGAAGGAAUUGCAGAGUGAUCUGGAAGUGGUCUAUGUUGGACAGAUGUGCCUUUCGUGGGAAUUCCUACAUUGGCAAUAUGGGAAGGCCUUAGAUCUCUGGGAUUCUGAUCCACGUGGGAUUCAUCGGUAUAAUGAAGUUGCCGGAGAAUUUCAGCAGUUUCAAGUGCUCUUGCAAAGAUUCGUAGAAGACGAGCAUUUCCAGGGGCCAAGAGUUCAAUGUUAUGUCAAACGUCGGUGCUUACUUCGAAACCUUCUUCAAGUUCCGGUAAUCAGAGAAGACAACUUAAGGAAGGGAAGACGAGGAGAGAGAGCCGAAUAUGUCAUCACGAGUGACAUGAUGGUAGAAAUCAUCGAGGAAUCAAUAAGAAUUUUUUGGCGAUUUGUUCGAGCUGAUAAACAUUGCAACAGCGCAAUGUCUAAAGGUCAUAAAGGAGCACCUCCAGCGCUUCAAAAUCCUGGCGACUUGGAGCUUCUGAUGGAGAUCAAGAACAUCCUUCAAAAGAAGGAGAGGAAGCUUAAAGACGUGGUGAGAGGUGGAAAUUGCAUUUUGAGGAGACUUCGCAAGAGCAGAGAAGAUGAAUCAGAUCAUGUUCUUUACUUUUUCUCUCAAGUAGAUUUGAAGUUAGUAGCUAGAGUCCUAAAUAUGUCAAGACUAACAACUGAGCAACUAGUAUGGUGUCACAGUAAAUUAAGCAGGAUUAGUAUUGAGAGUAGGAAAAUACAGGUAGAACCCUCAUUUCUGCUGUUCCCUUGCUGAUAAUAAUUGCUGCUUUAUUAUGUUUGAUGUAGAGGAGAGACACUCUCAGAAAAUUUACGUGGGGCUUUAUAACCACACAUGGGUUGCACAGAUGG
Molecule: messenger RNA, 2770 nt
Organism: Coffea eugenioides
Lineage: Eukaryota; Viridiplantae; Streptophyta; Magnoliopsida; Gentianales; Rubiaceae
Exons: 5
Coding region: 336-2675 (779 amino acids)
Source: RefSeq, a predicted model, not a curated record